AUGGCGCCUCCUACUGAUUGCCUAAAGUUAAAUUUCGAUGGAAGUUCAUUGGGAAAUUCAAGUGUUGCAGGUAUUGGUGGGGUGGUGCGUGACUCUACUGCCAGUAUCAUUUUUUCCUUCGCUGGCCUGAUUGGAGUUAGAAUAGCCAACUAUGCUGAGCUUAGUGCCUUGCUAUGUGGGGUUAAAGUGCUAGUUGAUAAAUUUUCGGGUUGUUCUUGUAUCUUUGAAGGGGACUCCUUAAAUGUUGUUAAAUGGUGUAAAAAGGAACAACGCUUACCCUGGGAACUUCAUGGCCUUUGGCUGCAAGUCAUGGAUAUAGUUGAAAUAAUCUCUGUUUCAUUUGUCCAUGUUUUUAGGGAAGCUAAUGCUCUGGCGGAUUCUUUGGCGAAAAGUGGGGCUCAUUUAUCUUCUCUUGUUGUUUCGAAUGAUGUAAUAUCUCUCCCUACUCAGCAAUAA
Messenger RNA from Amborella trichopoda, 456 nucleotides. Its product is annotated as putative ribonuclease H protein At1g65750. Gene Ontology annotation, molecular function: RNA-DNA hybrid ribonuclease activity; nucleic acid binding. The record is from RefSeq and is a predicted model, not a curated record. NCBI's taxonomy places the organism in Eukaryota, Viridiplantae, Streptophyta, Magnoliopsida, Amborellales, Amborellaceae.